Messenger RNA from Acanthaster planci (crown-of-thorns starfish), 1794 nucleotides. Its product is annotated as protein CREG1-like. Lineage: Eukaryota; Metazoa; Echinodermata; Asteroidea; Valvatida; Acanthasteridae. The record is from RefSeq and is a predicted model, not a curated record.
UUUGGCCACAUUCGUAGCGGCAAACCGUAAAACAGGAACUGUACUAGUCUCUGCCAUUGUGGCUACGACUUUUCCACAAAGCUUGACAAUGGGAAGAUUUGAAGCCAUGGCAGCCUGAAACGUGACCUAUGGCUAACCGUCUGCAUAUGCGUGCAUGGCCUUCAUCGUGUGAUCGCGGGUCGUGGCCGUACGUCAUGCUCCGAUAGCAAACGGUAGGGUUUCAAACAAGCGUCCACACGAUCACAAACUCUAGCGACCCCAAGUUAAACGCACAGUGAUCAUAUCCUUAGUGACUGUAAGUUUUCUGCUGUUGUGCUGCACAGUGAUCGAUGCCUACAUCCGGAAAUAAAACGACAUGGCUUCCAUCAAAGACUGAGCAUGGACUUCAUGGCAUCCGUGAUCCAAUCAGAGUUCCUUGGUGUCGACCUACGUUGCUUUAGCCUAUUAUCGGAAAGUCUGUUGCAACCGUUACCCCAAGAAGAGAGAGAGAAGCAGCAUUAUACCGCCAGGAUAUUACAACUAACACUGGCAAUCUUUCUUGAAAACACAAUGAUAUCCUUGGUGACUGCAACUUUGUUGCUGUUGUCCUGCACGGUGAUCAAAGGUGCAGACCCCCCUCCACAUGGUGAACUAGCAAAGAGAGCACGUUACAUCGUCCAUAAGGCUGACUGGUGUAUCAUAACUACAUUUUCAUCCACUGAGGUGUUGCUGGGGCAACCGUUUCCCAACCCCGCCUCCGUCAGUGAUGGCCCGGUUAAUAACAGUUCCGGCAUUCCCUACAUGUACCAACCAACAGUUUCCUAUGUGACGAAAGAUGUCUUCAACGACAGCCGAGUGACACUAACAUUCAGCGAGGCCCAGUUUGGAUUGAAAGAAUGCCUUUUGACAAAAGAGAGUGACCCAGAGUCACCAUUGUGCGCCCGACUGAUGAUAAAGGGCAACAUGCACUUGGUGACUGACGCGGCGGAAAAUGCCACAGCCCGAGCUGCCCUCUUUCCACGCCACCCAAACAUGGUCACUUGGGGUUUUCACGAGUACACCUUCCUGAAGAUGGACAUCAAGCAGAUCCUCCUCCUGGACUACUUUGGUGGCUACAGCUAUGUCUCCGUGGAUGACUAUUUCAAGGCCAAUCUUAAUUAGAGUCAAUCACAGACACAAUGUUUUCAUGUAGAUAGGACAUUGUUUUCACAAAAUGUCACGAAGAAUCUUGAAUACAUUUCAAGCAACUGUAGAAGAAAAAUCUUUAAUACAUUUUUAGGUUGACGGACAGGACGUAAAGUUAACAUAUUGUAAGUGUGCAUGCAUGCAUGCAGGGCCACUCGUCAUCAUGUCUACGAAUCGUGCACUACAGGUCAGAGGUCACAAUCAAAUCGAGCAGCUCGUGAACUGUCAAGGUUACUUGAACAACAAAGUAGGUUUACAGUAUGCAGAUCUAACUGAAUCCACAUACAGUAUUCAUCAUCGUAUGGCUUCUUGCAAUUUGCUUGAACUGCAAAAUACAUUUCAUGCUUCAUUUUGUCAAAUUGGCCCCAUGGGUUGCCAAAUUAAUUUCCUGGUUCAAGUAAUGAAUUAUACAUAAAGCCACAGUGGCACAAAUAAUGCCAUAUUGACAAAAACACUUGGCGUCAGUGAUUAGGCAUUGCGAAUUCCUGAAGAUUGUUCUGUUGCAUUGUGCAGUAAAGCUGUGUUUGUUGAAUUACUCUGGUCUGUUGUGUUUGGAUCCGUAGUAAUUUCAGUGAUGUAGUCGAGUACUUUUUGAGAACCAAGCUCUCUACCAAAUAUUUAACUAGUUAG